GUGGGGUGGCUCAAGGCGGAGGACCAGACAGUCCUGAGCCUUCACAACAAGGUCGUGACGCAGAAUUCACGGAUCAGCGUGACACACGACAAUCACCGCACGUGGCAGCUGCACAUCCGUCAAGUGAAGGAGUCCGACCGUGGUUGCUACAUGUGUCAGAUCAACACCAGUAUCAUGAAGAAGCAAGUGGUCUGCGUUGACGUGCACGUGCCUCCUGACAUCCUCUAUGACGAAACAAGUACGGAUUUAUCUGUUCAAGAGAACGAGAACGCAACGCUCGUCUGCAAGGCAACGGGACAUCCCCCGCCACGGAUCACGUGGCGCAGAGAGGAUGGCGAGCCUAUUCUCCUGCGCCGGGGACCAAGGGACCCCAUACCAGUGAAAGCCUUCAACGGGAGUUUGCUCCACUUCUGGCGCCUGGAUCGCAAACAGAUGGGAGCAUUCUUGUGCAUCGCAUCUAACGACGUUCCUCCAGCCGUGAGCAGGAGGAUCAUACUCAACGUCAACUUUGCUCCGGUCGUCAAAGUGCCGAAUCAGCUCCUGGGAGCGCCGCUUGGGACGGACGUACAGCUGCAAUGUUAUGUUGAGGCGUUUCCCAACACCAUCAACUACUGGAUUAAGAACCACGGAGAAAUGCUACUGGAUGG
Cryptotermes secundus is the source of this 647-nucleotide messenger RNA. RefSeq names its product lachesin (gene DIP-gamma). The record is from RefSeq and is a predicted model, not a curated record. Gene Ontology annotation, cellular component: neuron projection. NCBI's taxonomy places the organism in Eukaryota, Metazoa, Arthropoda, Insecta, Blattodea, Kalotermitidae.